GUGAGGUCUGGAUCCAAUUCCGCUAUCAUCCAUGACGGGAGGAGGAACACAGGACUAUGCGCAGAGAAUAAGAGCUAUUGUGUCCCUCACCGGCGAACAGACCGGAGUUGAUUUUAAAAUAUCAAUCCUUCUGGCUCCUUCAUCCUUCUUUCACUCCCUGAUUGACAAGCUAGUUCUUUACGCGAAAAGCAAUAAGCAGCAUGUCUGGCUUAAGUUUGAUGAAAGCUGCCGGUUUAGCCGUGGCUUGGACAGUCUUGGUUGCCUUGAGUGUACCAUACCUGUCCGAGACUUUUCCCCAAAUCUCAUCACUCACCUUCAUCAUCCGCGGCCUUCCAGUACCUCUACCUGACCACCCUCUGGCAAAGCCCCUGAAGCUUUUCCGGAAUACAACAACUUGUACAGAAGAACCCCGACAGCCCUUCGUCUGCGACGUAGCCCACCCAUACAAGAUUGAGCUCGUCUCUCUGGACCCUUUGAUUAUUUACAUCCACAACCUCAUAACAUCCUCCGAGAUCUCCUCACUCCUCGCCAUAGCCGAACCCAUUUUCAAACCAUCGGUGGUCACCAAAUAUGGCCGUCAACAACAGACGCAAGACCGCACGUCUAGCUCGGCUGGACUACCACGCGACGAUGCCGCCGUCAAGUGCGUGCUGAACCGGGCACGAGGCUUUAUGGGUACAAUGUUGAGGGAUGGCUGGGACGAGAUGGGUCCGCCGCAGUUGGUUCGGUAUCGGGCCGGUCAGAGGUUCAAUGUCCAUCAUGACUGGUUUGACAGGCCGCUCUUAGCCAACGACGGCAGCAACAGGGUGUGGAAUCGUGUUGCCAGUUUCUUUGCUAUACUCCAGGACAACUGCACCAAAGGCGAGACACACUUUCCUCAUGCGAAUCCAAUCAUAUCGCCGAGUCCGUGGAACGAACCCAUGUGGCGUGGCGGAAUGGAGGACCAAAAGCUGAAGAACGUGACCAAUUUGAAGCCUCUUUGGCGGGAGCAUGAGGAUGGAGGGUUGGCGUUUAGACCGGUUGCUGGCAAUGCCAUCUUUUGGGUUAACCUUCAUGCCAACGGGACUGGUGAUGAACGGACAAACCAUGCCGGACUUCCACUGGGGGAUGGGCUCAAGACCGCGAUGAACAUUUGGCCUAGGCGAUACUGGCUUUAUGAAUAGAGGACACGGCUUGUUGAGUUUUGCUAUUUUCCUAGUA
This is a messenger RNA of Neurospora hispaniola, 1200 nucleotides long. RefSeq lists its product as uncharacterized. The coding region runs from base 201 to 1163 and encodes 320 amino acids. Gene Ontology annotation, biological process: peptidyl-proline hydroxylation to 4-hydroxy-L-proline. The record is from RefSeq and is a predicted model, not a curated record. Gene Ontology annotation, molecular function: procollagen-proline 4-dioxygenase activity; iron ion binding; L-ascorbic acid binding. The transcript has a single exon. Lineage: Eukaryota; Fungi; Ascomycota; Sordariomycetes; Sordariales; Sordariaceae. Gene Ontology annotation, cellular component: endoplasmic reticulum.